AUGGCGCUCCCACUGAGCCCCUUCGCGGGGAGCCCCUUUCCAGAUAACUGCUGGUUGACUUCUUCUGUCCCAGUGAUCACAGGCCUUGACACCUCAAGCCGUCCCCUUUUGACCCUCUCCUGGUGGCAGGAGGCUGCCAAGGCCUUGGGCCUCUCUACCUCAAAACAUUGUGAAUCCCAGCAAAAGCAUACUUCCUGCUACCCACAAGAAUCUGCUUUCUGCGGAGGCCACACACACAGGAGCACAGGGACUGGCAAUCCCACUUUCCCCAACCCAGAUGUCCAGAAGCUGCUGGAAAUACAAGUCACAAAGAGCGUUGAGUUCAAGAUUUGGGAGGAAAAAGGACAGGAUGGGUCAUUUCCAAAUCAAAUGAGCUCAGACUACCACCUGAAUUCUUUGAGGAAUAUUGUAAAAUCAUUGAGUGAUGAGCAGGACACCACAGUUUCCCAACCCAUCUGGAGCACCAAAGACAAACCACAGCAGCUGCUCUUAUAUCACAAGACCUUGAAGGACCACUUACCGCAGAAAUGCAGCCAGCUCUUCUGGGGUCUCCCCUUUCUGCACAGCGAGUCCCUGGUCGCUACUGUCACAGUCUCUGGUUCCACACUAGAGCUUCCCUCUGUUUUAUUCAAUGGAAGCUCUAAUGCCUUACCAGUUCAAAUGCAGGCUAAAGUAUCUCCUUUAGUUUUCCAGCCUCAGUCCUUGCAACACCCUGUGGCCCAAUUUCAGCCUUUGAUUUUAACCAUGUCCCAAUCUGGGGGCCCACCUCUAGCUCAGGUCCAGACUCAAGCUCAUCUCCAGUCCUCACUUCCAAUCCUACCUUCUUCUCUACCUCAGUUUACGGCCUGUGGAGUAUCUUGCCCUGCAGCCCAGAAUGAGGCACAAUCUCUCAUCUCAACUGAAAUUCAACACCUGGAACGGCCCUUGUUGCAGGAACAACUAGGAAGUGGGAGGGCUUUACCCUCUGUGGUGAAAAGAUCUCAGGAAGCCUUUAGUCCUCUCAGUAGCAACCUUUCCCAGGAUAAUCAAGCCUCCCAGGCCCACAAGUCAGACUCCACCCUUCCUGGGGAUUUUGUAAGCCCUGAGCUCCAGAAGCAACUGGAGCAACACCUUCGAAAGAGGCUCAUCCAUCAUCAAUGGGGCCUGCCUGGCAGGAUCCAAGAGAUUCUAAAACUGACAGAACCUCAGGGAAAAUUACCAAGGCCAUGCCAGGCAAAGGACCAGAAUGGACCCUUAUGGCCCUCACUACAUACAGGUGAAAGCAGCAAGGAUGUAAAGAAGAUGGGAUCCAGGCACCCAGGAAGAUCCAGACACUCAGGAAGCUUUCAUGUGUGCGGCUUGGCAAAUUUACAUCUAGGGAGGGAUCUGAGCAAGGAUCUGGGUCAUAGUCUAGGGAAGGUCCCAGAACAUAAUAUAUCCCAGAGAUCAGAAAACUCCCCAGUGAACGUUCUGGGGGCAGACUCUAAGAAGGAAUCAAAAAAUGACUUGAUGACGCACUUAGGGAGUAACUCAGGAAAUUGCAUAUUAAGAGGCCCACAUAAGAAACAACCAGAAAACACCCUAAAAGUCCAUUUGGGCAGGAAGUCGGGGCAGAUUAUUGAGGAUCAGAUCCCUGUGGGUGUCCAUCAUUCCUGGCUUGCUGCCAACCAUAUUUUGCCCAAAUCUGACACUUACACAAAAACUGGAAAUCUGGCAUCACCAAAGGGUCAGGCAUACCGUGUAAACACCACCCAAGAGCUUUCCUUUCUCAAUCCGGGCACUCAACAUGUGCUGGAAACACAUAUUGUAAGGUGUUGGAUGGGACACAGAUGGUGUCUACCCCUCAAAGUCCUUGAGCCCGUAAAUUUCUUUAAGACAAGAAAGGGCAACUUAUUGCCCUUUCGCCAGUCCAACUUUCCCUCUUCAGCCACUCAUGAAUCUUGGGCGGACUCAAGAGUUGAGUCUGCCAAGUUUCUGGAAGAAAACCUUCAAGCAGGCUGGGGAGAGAAGGUGACACCAAAAAAAUCAGUCCCCACCCUGGAGAGUCCUCUCCCUGCCUCCUCACCUGCAGGUGAGGAAGUCCAGAGAACCCUGAGGUGGGCCCCACCUGAUAAUGACAAUGGGCCUUCAGAGGCCCCUCAGAGUGGGCAGGAGGGCAGGCAGCCUUUUCAGCCCCUCACAUCCAGCAUUGUGGGCAGAGCCUUGCAGACUGGAACUGUCUUGGGGGCCCAGAGAGGCAGCCUAGAGCCGACAGCAAGUCAAUCAAUGGCUUGGAAGGGGCCCAGGGAGGAGAGUGUGAGAUGUGCCUCAGGAGACCGCAGCCCUACUGUAGCAAUGCUGGAGAUGAGCUGUGAAUCCCAAUCUUCAGGGGCUGAAGAGAAGAGGAAGGCAUUAGUGGCCAGGGAAUCCUCUGCACUACAGCUACAGGAUAAAGACAUUUUGAGAACCAGUGUGCUGCCAAAAUCUCAAAACAUAAAUGUGGAUGUAAAGGGUUUAGGGGCUUCAGGGACCAGCAAAAGCCCCUCAACUCCUAGAAUGUCUGUUCGAGAUCCUGGAGAGCCUUGCUUUAAAUCACAGGUGUUUAGUGAGUUAGAGUUCAAAAUGGAGUCAGAGCCAGAGGACCAGUCUCAAGGCUGUCCCCCUGAGAUGCUCCUUCAAAACUAUGCCACUGAGAUACUCCUUGCCGCAGAUAACUUGGUUUGUCAGAUAUCUCAGUCUCAUCCCCAGAAUGUGUCCAGUGGAGACAUGGCAGCUUCCCAAGUACUGUAUGACCUCAUGACAGCCAGAAGGAGUGGCCUGGGGCAGCAGGAGUCCAAGAUCCCAAACCUUCAGGACCCAUGGAAGCGCCAGAGCAAGAUUUCUACCCCCACUGACAAAAAGGAUUGUAGGAGGCACAAACCAGGAGAGUGUGAAGAAAGGUUGGCAGGAUUGGGGGCCUCCCAAGCCAAUGGGAUGAGCCAACUUUCUCAGGUCAAGGGAAUAGGAGACAUCAUUGAAAGCAAGUACCUCCAGAUACUGCCAGAGAAGAGACAGGUUCCUCUAGAAGGCCACUUCAGAAAAAGGAUUAAGCACUUUCUUCAGUGGAUUUUCCACAGUAAAAAAGACAAAGGGCAGGUUGAUCCUCCGCAAAAAGGAAAGCCUGUGUCAGCCUCUCCCCAGAGCCAUGGAACAGUCAAAAGCAGAUUGAUCUUUACUGACAGGGGGGCCACUGAGGCUCAGGCACUCAUGACAGCUGUUGGCCAAAUUCUAGAAGAGAAAAUGGCACUUGAGCAGGGACUUCAUCCUUCAAAGUUAAGUCAGCAAAAAGAGGAAAUCCAAGAAAGUCAGGCAGUGGUUGGUGGAUGUUCCCCUUACCACAGGGCUCCCUCCUCCUCCGAGCACAGGAGAGUGAUGAGUGAUACAGCCUGCCAUCACCAAGCCACCCCUGAAGGCCAGAGUUGUCCUAUCAGAGAAAGGCAGAACAGAGACCAACAUUCCUUGAAAACUAUAAGAUUCAACAAUGAGAAACUGUGCGUGAGACAUUCCGCAUCACUGCCCCUCAGGGAGCCCGUGUCCCCAGUCAGCUCCCAGCAGCAUGGGCCAAGGAUGUGGGGUGCCUCAGGCCUCCCUCACCACUGCCCACAGCACUGUCUUCGGGAAUAUGUCUUCUCUGUUCAACUAGAACAUGCUUCUGCAGCCCUUCUUAGUAGGAAAACUUCUAUCAAAGGAAAUUCUCAGUCUAUGCCAGGUUAG
Messenger RNA from Trichechus manatus latirostris (Florida manatee), 3711 nucleotides. RefSeq names its product spermatogenesis-associated protein 31A6-like. NCBI's taxonomy places the organism in Eukaryota, Metazoa, Chordata, Mammalia, Sirenia, Trichechidae. The transcript has a single exon. Bases 1 to 3711 code for a protein of 1236 amino acids. The record is from RefSeq and is a predicted model, not a curated record.